Maniola jurtina (meadow brown) is the source of this 866-nucleotide messenger RNA. RefSeq lists its product as uncharacterized. The transcript has 2 exons. Gene Ontology annotation, cellular component: BORC complex. The coding region runs from base 177 to 494 and encodes 105 amino acids. Lineage: Eukaryota; Metazoa; Arthropoda; Insecta; Lepidoptera; Nymphalidae. The record is from RefSeq and is a predicted model, not a curated record.
UUUGAAAAAAUUUAAAUGUCAUGUGUCAAAUUUAACAAAUUUUUCAAAAUAAAAAUAAAAAUUGUAAAAGUCAAUCUCUAAUCUCUAUCGUGUUCUUUAUUCUUAAAAUCAUCAAAAAUAAUAUUAUCAGAUUAACCAUUUACUAAACUAUCUUAUCUUGUUAUUUAUUUGCUAAAAUGACAUCCGCUUCGUCCAGCAGUGCGCGGUCCUUAUUCGCGGAGUCGAAGCAGCGAUUGGCAGAGAGAGUCCAAGUGAAUAUGAAUAACAUAGCCUCACUAGCUAGACAAAUUCAGCGAGGAUCAAAAUCCAACGAGCUCCUGAUGAAGUCAGCUAGAGAGAUGGCUGCCACAGAACACCUUACAGAAGGCAGCGAAGAAAACCUCAAGAAAAUGCAACUAAUCGCAGUUCACAUGGGAUACCAAUAUGAAAAUAUUCUAAAGUCCGCUCAAAUGCUAACAGAAAUCAGCGAACAAGUGUCGACUAUGCAGAGAUGAUAAAAUUAGAAACAUCUUCUUGGAAAAUUAAUUUAUGUUUAUCAUAAUAUUACUUAGAUAUUGCUUGCGAAUUUUCAGUGUGAGUUAUAAUCCACAAUUUUAUGGACAGCAGUAUGUGGUAUCAAUCAUUGAUUUGUCUUGCCUCUCUUUAGUGUGAUGCUAUUAAUGCAACAUAAUUUGAAGUCUACUAGUGUAGGGAUCGUCACUUUUCUAUGAUUGGCACACUGAUUUUGCAAAUCAUUAUGGUCUUAAAUACAGUCAAUAGAGCAAACUGUUAUAAAAAAAAUCAUAAGUUGAAAAUACAUCUCACUUUAUUAACAUUUUGAUGUAGGAUGUAUAAAAGAUGAAAAUAUAUAUAAUUCUUUAAAAAUG